This is a messenger RNA of Bipolaris sorokiniana ND90Pr, 621 nucleotides long. RefSeq lists its product as uncharacterized. The transcript has a single exon. The coding region runs from base 43 to 429 and encodes 128 amino acids. NCBI's taxonomy places the organism in Eukaryota, Fungi, Ascomycota, Dothideomycetes, Pleosporales, Pleosporaceae. The record is from RefSeq and is a predicted model, not a curated record.
AAUAUAUGCAUUCGAAUUUGUUUGCCAUCUAUCUACCAGUUAAUGCGCCGCUACUGCUACAGCCCAUGUUCCUUCUGUCUGUCCAUCUGUCUGUGUCCUGUGUGCCUUUUGUCACAGCACCGCUAUAGUAUAUCCUCUUUUUCUCUCUUCCUCUCUCUCUCUUUCCAACCCGCAAACGACUACUAUUCCCACCAGCUCUUCCCUUUGUCGCUCACAAAUCCACAGACACACACAUAUACAGGCACACGCUUGCAUAUUCCUACACCCCCCAUUCAAUCUUGCCAAAGCCGACUGACUUCCAGAACCCGCAUCCAAAAAAGAGAAGAAAAGAAAAACAAGUUCCAACACAAAGAAAGGAGAAGGAAAACAAGACCAGUUUCCCCGAUUCUCUCCACUUUCCUGUCUCCCUCGCACUCAUGCAUAGCCUAACCAACGCUAUACAAACUGGUUCCAACCCCUUCUCAAGAAAAAAGCAGCGGCAUACAAAACAGAACAAAGGAAAAGAGGAUAAACAAGACAAGCAGAUCCGAUAUCCCGCGGUGCAAAAAUAAUCGCCACGCCCACGCUGCCACUAUUUCCGAUCAGAUCUAACAAUCAUGACGGGGUGUCGGGCGGGCGCAG